Molecule: messenger RNA, 1703 nt
Organism: Pelodiscus sinensis (Chinese soft-shelled turtle)
Lineage: Eukaryota; Metazoa; Chordata; Testudines; Trionychidae
Source: RefSeq, a predicted model, not a curated record
CCUGCCAUCAGAAAAGUGUUGUGAUUAGUACUGUAGUUGACUGUAUCAACUGGACUCUGAGAAGCAGAGGUGCUUGUAAGUAAAUCAUCAACUCAUGGGCAAGGUCAAAGCAGAAGCCCUUUCUUCAAUGUUUAAGAGUCUAGAUUUGUUGCAAGUUACAUUUAAUUGUCUUGACCAAAUACUAGUAGUAUCUGCAUGUGUCUUGCAAGUUCAUUUUGCCACAGUUGCUGCUUACCUGGAACCAAGGUAAUAAAUAUGUAGCAUUUCUAUAGAGGUGUACCUCUUCUGGGCACUUUACAAACAGUAAUUAAGACUUGAGCUGUUUUGAGAGGAGAGAGGCAAGGGUAGCCAUUGAGUGCUUGUUUCUCUUUGUGGCAGGGGAAGGACAUGGUUUUAAAGCAGCAGCAGUGAAUGAUGACUGAGGCUGCAUCCACUAUGAAGAUGCUGAACAAAACACUGAAUGGCACAUCAGAAACAGCACUGUGCCCCCUAGAAGAGAACUACAAACACAUCUUGCUCCCUCUUGCAUAUAGCCUUGUGUUUGUGCUAGGACUGUUCCUAAACGGUGCCAUGCUGUGGCUGUGCUGCUGCACCAAGGAAUGGACAUGCACCACUAUCUACCUGGUGAACCUGGCUGUUGCUGAUCUGCUUUACAUUUUCUCUCUGCCCCUGCUCAUCAUCAGUUAUGCCAUGCAGGACAUCUGGAUUUUUGGAGAACUGCUCUGCAAAAUGGUACGUUUCUUAUUUUACAACAAUCUGUACGGAAGCAUCUUGCUGCUGACCUGCAUAAGUGUCCAUCGCUUUUUGGGGAUUUGCUACCCCAUCCGCUCACUAGCUUAUAUGACCAGGAGACUAGCUGUCAUUGGCACCGCUAUAUCCUGGAUACUGGUGCUCAUGCAACUGCUGCCCAGCUUGAUCUAUGCUCGCACUGGCUUCAUCAAUAACCAAACAGUCUGCUACGAUCUGACUAGCCCUGAUAACUUCAGGAACUAUUACGCCUAUGGGAUGGCUCUAACUGUGUCUGGUUUCCUCUGUCCUUUCCUUAUCAUUUUAAUUUGCUACUGUUUGAUGAUCAGGAGCUUGCUUCAAACUACUGGUAAGACCAGUCACAUGAGCAGUGCUGUCCGGGCUAAAUCAAUCCGGACAAUCCUGCUAGUGUGUGGGCUUUUUGCAGUCUGCUUAGCUCCUUUCCAUAUCACUCGUACAGUAUACCUCUAUGUCCGGGUCCACCGGAAAGCUGACUGCCCUCUCUUACAAGGAGCGAGCUUAUUUUACAAGAUUUGGAGGCCAUUGGUAGGCCUUAACAGCUGUUUUUCCCCACUCUUGUAUUUUCUUUCUAGUCAGACCAACAGAGUUAGACUGAUUCAGGAACUGAGGCUGCAUAAAGCAGAUCUCCUUCCUAGGCCUGCAGUGAAGGGUAAGGAGUCAGAUAUCCCUAGUGGGGGGAGUUCCCUUGCUGCGGAAUGAAGCCUGGCAAAAGCAAUGUGAGAAUGUCCCUUUAUUGUAGAUUUGCUCCAAGAGAGAUGGUAGCAGUUACAUUGUAUAUGACUAAGAAAAGCUGUGAAAUGCUCACCUGCACCAGUUACCCUACUGCUGAGACAAGCUUUGAUAGAGUUGCUAAGAGUGAAGACUAAAGUUUUUAUAGACUAGAAGGCAAGUUGUCAGCAUUUCAUGUCAAGCAACAGCUGCAGCUGAGAAAUAAA